Messenger RNA from Aedes albopictus (Asian tiger mosquito), 1442 nucleotides. RefSeq lists its product as uncharacterized. The transcript has 3 exons. Gene Ontology annotation, biological process: SCF-dependent proteasomal ubiquitin-dependent protein catabolic process. Gene Ontology annotation, molecular function: protein binding. The record is from RefSeq and is a predicted model, not a curated record. The coding region runs from base 116 to 1339 and encodes 407 amino acids. Lineage: Eukaryota; Metazoa; Arthropoda; Insecta; Diptera; Culicidae. Gene Ontology annotation, cellular component: SCF ubiquitin ligase complex.
UACAAAAGCAAGACUUUCACAAGAACAUACCUGCACGCGGUCCAUCAUAUCAAAAUACAUUUAAAAGAAGUGCCACUAGCUGCUCUCCACAUUCUGUACUACUUCACUCUACGCUAUGGAUAGCCCUACCCUCUCGCUGAAUGAUCUUCCGGUGGAAGUUCUUGAACAUAUUUUUUCCUAUUUACCGCUAUCCGACCGAAAGGCAGUGUCGCUCGUGUGCCAGGUAUGGAACGAGAUAGUUUUCAGCCGUCGAUUCAUGAAAAGUGUCGCACUCAAUGUCAUCAUGGACUGGGAACAGUCCCAGGUCCACUAUCUUCGGGCAAGCACUCGACGUUAUCGACGAGUAUUUGUAUUCUUGGGGCCGGAAACGUGCUGCGAGUUCGACUUCACCGUGAUCAUCGAGAUUUUGGACCUGUUCGGCAACGACCUGGAAAGUUUUCACUGCAUGAGCGGAUUCACCGAGGAACAGCUAUGGAAGGUGAUGAUUCGCGCUCCGAAUCUGCAGCAGUUGAUCGUCGGGGUGGAUGCCGAGAGUUUAAAGCACGAGCGAAGCUUUCCCGUGCUGGGACGUUUGCAGGAUUUGGGCUCGCUGGUCAACGUACUUCAGAUCCGCGGCCUGGAUAUGCCCAAGUUAACACAACUCAGUGCAAAUUUCACCACUGCUUCGGACGCGUUGGGAUCGAUCGACCUUCUGCGACGGCUGACUCCACAGCUCAGGAACUUGGAACUAUUUUCGAUGGAGUACUACUUCUCCAUUGAUGAGCUGCGUUGUCCCAAGGUUGAAGUCCUGAAGCUGGCCGGGCAAAUUUGCGCAGGAAAUGAUCGCGCAGUGCGGUCUUUCUUCGGUGGUUUCCAGUGCCUGAGGGAUGUCAGGCUAGAAUUCAACGUUACCGAUCGGAUACUAGAUGCCAUAACGCAAACCUGCCCGAGGAUUGAGAAUUUACAUUUCAAGAGUGAUCUUCUGAGUUCGGAUACUUUUCAAUUACUGGAACGUCUGAAAAGUUUGAAGACGUUGAGCAUCAUGGGAAGCAUAGAUUUUCGCAUCGCACUGGAAUGCAAACCGCUGAACCUGCGCAACCUGUAUCGACUGGAGGAGCUAACUCUGAAGUCGAUUCAUGUGCCGGUGGCGUUCAUGCAUCGGAACAAGUGUCUGAAGCGGUUGAAGAUCAAGUACUUCCACUGGUUGACCGAUGGGGAUCUGAUAAUGCUGGCAGAUUUGUAUCCCAAUUUGAAAUACCUGGAGCUAUCGUGGUGCAGAAAAGUGAGUACCAGAGGUGUGGAGGAGUUCCGCGCGCGAUUGCCGGAUUGCGUGGUCCACUGCAUUCAAUCGAGACUGUAAAGAGCGUAGCGUAUAGAUUGGUUUAUAUUUUUGAUUCUUUUUUAUUGUAUUUCUCUGCAGUAGUUGUACUAAUUUUAUAAUUGCUAGAAUUUUACAUUGAUUU